This is a messenger RNA of Kwoniella shivajii, 3342 nucleotides long. RefSeq lists its product as uncharacterized. NCBI's taxonomy places the organism in Eukaryota, Fungi, Basidiomycota, Tremellomycetes, Tremellales, Cryptococcaceae. The transcript has 15 exons. Gene Ontology annotation, biological process: positive regulation of TORC1 signaling. Bases 1 to 3342 code for a protein of 1113 amino acids. Gene Ontology annotation, molecular function: protein binding. Gene Ontology annotation, cellular component: cytoplasm. The record is from RefSeq and is a predicted model, not a curated record.
AUGGCAGCCUCCGAGAUCCGUCGUAUAGCGCUCUCGGAUCCCCACUCACUCUCACCUCCUCGUUUCGUAGUGGGAGGCCAAGUAUCGCAGAAUGUUUCGGGAGAUCUCAAAAUGUACGAAUGGAGAAGGGAGAAGGGAGAGAUGGGGAUGGUAGGAUUGCAAACUGAUGUUGGCCAGAUACGGUCAAUGGCAUGGUCACCUCUACCUACACAUCGAAACAUCUUAGCAACAGGAUUGUCAACUGGUCGAACUUUACUUUUAUCGUUAUCGCCUUCAACAUUAUCAUUCCCCUCGUCGUCCUCACCAAGUGCUCAAACUUCCACAAUCGCAACGUUGAAUGUAAAAUACUCAAGACCAGUGACAUCAGUUGCGUUCUCAUCAUUAGAUCCUAAUUAUCUUGCUACUGGGUAUGAGAAACAUAGAUCUGAAUAUUCAUUAUUGAUCUGGGAUAUAGCAGACGCUAUUUCAUCUGCAUCUUCAAAUUCACAAUUACCUUUGGAUGGUGAUAAAUCAUGGGAAAGACCUUUGAGUGAUGAUACCAAAUUAGAAGUUACGAAUCUAACUGCUAAAAUAAAUGUUACAUCUGAACCUAGACACAUCCAACAUUAUUGUCCAUCUGAGAACGUAAACUCACUCUCAUUCUUACCUAGAACAACAAAUCAAUUAUUGGCUUCGGUCAGUAAUAAGACUAUUAGACUGUACGAUUUAAGAGUGCCUUCUGGUUCAGCGCACGGAACACAUUCACCUAGAGACAAUCAAACUCCUUCUUCAAUAGCUGGAUCUUCGAUUCAAUGGCAAACUAGAGCUGUUUAUGGUUUAACACCCAAUGAAGAGAAGGAAGGUCUGUUUGCGAGUUACGAGGUCAUACCCGGAGGUGGCCAACUUCAUUCAGUCGUAAGAUUAUGGGACGUAAGGAAACCAAGUCAAGAGGUAUUGAAUUUUGACCUUCCAGGUGGUGUUAUAGGACUAGAAUGGAUGAAAGAUAGACCAGAAAUAUUGGGUGUUGGGACGAGAGAUAAAGGAGUUGGACUGUGGGAGAUAAUCGAAGGCAAAAAAGUCGAAAAUGACAAAAUAGUAGAAGAAUGGGUCACACUGGGUGGCAUGAGGCAAAUCGUCACGCCUAGACAGAAUUUGCACUCAUUCACCUUCGCACCGUCAGAUAAAGGUCAAGGUGAUGUAAUGUUCGUUCUGAAAGACGGUACUGUGGGUAUAGGACCAAUAAGUACCGCCCCUGUACUCGCGGGAGGUCCUCAAGGGGAUGUAGCCAUUUGUACACCGUUGUUGCGAAUACUCGAUCCAGAUGACAUUCCUGAACCAUCAACUGAAGUUUCCAUAUCGCCUACAACAGCUUUACCCACACCACGACCUGAACUCGAAGAACCAGAACCUAUACAUAGAGCGAACCGAUUCCAACUUGCUCCCGAAAGAAUCACGCAACUGAUAGCAGAGAGAUCACGCUCAGCUUCUCCAGUCCCAAUACAUCUUCAAGGUACGGGUACACCCGCAAGUGAAAAGACUCCUUUUGGUAGUAUAUCCGGUCUGAGGGAAUGGUAUGAUGGACCGAAGAAAAGAGAAUUGGUGGAUGUUAACGAACAUCUAAUCGGAGGAUGGGAAGGUUGGAGAAGGACUCUGGGAAGUGAUGUUGGUGCUGUAAUGCGAAGAAGGGCAUUAGAAGGAUAUGGAUUAGACGAUCUUCUGCUCAACGCAGCCAUUGCUACGAGGCAUCCCGGUAAAGAACGCCUAGCAGGUAUAUGGGAAUUCGUAGAUCACCUUACACACGUCAUGGCUCCUUCUUUAUCUACCUUUAGAGGAUACAAUCUGACGCAUCACGGUGUCUAUCCAAUCUGGUUUGGAGUUCAUAAUGAUCACCACCCAUCAUCCCCUUCUUCUAUCUAUUCCGCAGCCACUUUAACAGAUCCACCACAUCCUCCCCCACUAAGGCAGAGCUCGGCCUCAGCAGCAUGGACCUCGUUAAAAUCACAGUCCUCGACAUCCAUCCCUCAUUCAAGGCAGAAUUCCUCGCCUUUACCUGGUGGUGGCACUACGACGCCACGCGAACGAAAGAUAUCUGACAGAAGAGGAGAACAGGAGAUCGACAGAGAGUACAUUAGCUCGGUGGAAGCGCUCAACGAGAGAAGAAGGGAUAUAGGUGGAGUAGGUAGACCAGGAACAGUUAGAGCUGCUGUAGGUGGAGACAAGAUGGAGAUGAGGAGAUUGAUUUUGAGCGUUUGUGGUGAGAACGGUGAACACGCCAAAGAAGAACUGGAUAGACUGGUCGGAAGUGGACAAAGAACGAAAGCCGCAUUCCGAGCUUACUUCGCUGGCGAUGAAGCUGCAACUGUAACAAUAUUGAUGGCUAGUGAAGACCAACAUCAUCGACUAUUAGGCUCAACCAUAGCUGGAUUCAUGACUCAAUCAGCGUCGGCUAGAGGAUCUGAAUUCUUCAAUUCACAUUGGCAAGGUCUGGUCAAUCGUGUUGAUGAUCCUUUCGUCAGAGCAAUACUGAGUAGAAUAGGAGGUGACGAUUGGGAGUCAGUUUUGGAAGAGGAAGGUAUACCGUUACUGGAUAGAAUAGGGGUAGGAGUGCAGUAUCUGGAUGAUAGAGAAUUCUCUACGUUUCUUCGAGGUCGAUUAUCACGGUUGACAAGAUCGUCUUCUCUCCAUCUUCUCGGCUUGACGGGUUUGUCCGGACCUGGUUUAUCGUUAUUGUCAAGAUAUUUAGCUCGAACAGGUGACAUCCAAACAGUCGCGAUUCUAUCUGCGUUAUUCCCAUCUCACAAAUUAAAUAAAAGUGAGAAACAUACUAUCGAAAGGUGGAGAGAAGGAUAUAGGGAUAUGUUAGAUUCAUGGGGUAUGUGGGGCGAAAGAUGUGAACUCGAUAUUAGAUGGGGAGAUUUGCAGCGAUCUUUAUCGAGAGAAGAAGGCGGAAAAGGCUUGAUAGGAAGUGUAGGCGAAAGAUGCCCUGUCUGUAACAACCUUCUUUCUAAAGAGACUGAAAGUAGAUUACAUCGUAAACAUGCUAUCAGGGGUAAUGUUAAUGUUGGAUGGCCAAGUGAGAGGACCACAACUUGCAUGUAUUGCUCUUCGGCUUUACCAAGAUGUGUAAUUUGUUUGACUCAUGUCGAUCCACAAAGACCACCACCUCUGACAGGGAAUGGGGAAGAUGAUCAUCCUGAACAUAUAAGCGACACAAUUGACGCUGCGUAUGUUUGUUGUUUGACAUGUCGUCAUGGAGGACACGCAAAUCAUAUCUUGCCAUGGUUCGAAGGGGGUUUAGAUGGUGGCAUACCUCAUUCCAAAUGUCCAGUAUCAGGAUGUGAAUGUGAAUGUGCGAGUAUAUGA